AGCUGGGUGGUGGCAUUUUAAAAUCACAAAUAAAAUCAUGAAACUCUUCUCACCACAGCCUCACUGAGCGCAGCCCUGCACCGUGCAGACUGUAUGGAGGGUGAGGAGCUCCUCCCACCUCCUUGAGCUCCGCUCCCCCAACGCAUGCUGCAGAGGAGUCGUGAGCUCCGCCUCAGCACUCCACCUCUGCACAGAGCAGCAGCAGCAGCAGCAGCAGACACGGCCCGCUGCAGUAACUACACUGCUCUCCAGACAGACGGAUUUACUUGUGGGAAUCAGGACGGAAGUCUGAAACCAUUCUCUCUUUUUUUUUGGACCGGCUGCUAAUUUUUCUCUCUCAAAGGAAACCAUUUGUGUUGCCAGGGAAGAAAAAGUCCCAGCAGCCAUGAGAGUUCAUCCUGCGUCUGACAGGUCCUUCCACAACUGCUUCUGACCAAACCGGGUUUUAGCAAACCAAAGAUGUCAGCCUGCAGCGACUUUGCAGAACACGUGUGGAAACCCGGCUCUUGUAAGAACUGCUUCCACCCGUUGAGUGCACACAAGGCUGUCAGAAGUCUGGAUGGCAGUGCUCCUGUCGCUUGCUUAAAGAGCAACGUGGGAGGCGAUGAAGAAGCUGGUGUAACGACUCCGUCGCCCUACAGCAAACCAACCAUCGCUGUCAAACCAACUAUGAUGAGCCUUGACACCAACGAGUCGACUGAUGUUAACAUGAACAUAGAUCAGGAGAACACAAAGAACCCUGUUGAACAUUUGGGCCUGAUGAAACUGUUGGACCUUUCCUCUCUUUAUAUUGACAGUAAUGGAUGCAAUAAGGUCCACAAGGAGGCUGUCCUCAACAGCCCGGAAUCAAACUGUAACAAAUCGUUUUCUUUUACUCAUUUGUCUCCUAACAUUGUGCCCAAAGACUCCAUGAUCAUUGGUAAUAUCUUUGUCACCCAAGAAGAAGGCAGGGGGUCUCAGAGUUUCAAGAACAAUACCAAUGGAGAUAACCAAAGGCAGCAGAAAAGUAUGACUGCUAUUAAAACCAAGAGCACUUACAAUGGAAGUAGUGUGACUACGAAGACAAAUUAUCAAGACGCUCAUCAGACAUCUGUGGACGUACCAGCGUCUGUAAAAAGUGUUCCUUCCAGCCCUGUCAAUGUUCAUAGUAAUGGUACAAAGAAUGGUGGUACUGCUGCUGUAAACACUAAAACUCCCAGCACUUUUACCACCUUCCCUAAAACAACUCUGAGUUUGGACACAACUCGAAACAGUCCUCUAACAGCCGUUCAGUCCGUCCCCAGCCUGUCACAACAGACCAGCCUCUCAGACUCCUCUUGUUCUUAUCGUAGUAGUAGCACAGACUCGCUGCCCGGGGCCGAAGGACCUGGAGAAGGACAUGUCAGGUCAUUGAGUCCCCAAAGUCCCCCCGCCAUGGGGAGCCCACGAUCUGCUCCAACUUCUCCAAAUGGACAGACAGACUCAGAACCCAUAUAUGCUGAGAGCACAAAGAAAAAGCGCAGGACACAAGUGAAUGGACUUCAGUCCAACCCCGAGUCCCCAAACCGGACUAAGAAUUUGUCCUGCUCGGAGCCUGAACUCUCAGCAGAGAGCCACCGUGCCACCAUCACUGUAAUGGCUGCUCACACGGAGGAGAACAACAGGACGUUCUACCUGAGCAGCCCAGAUUCAGCCGUCAGCACCCAGUGCCAUUUUAGCCCCACGGCACACAAAGACCCCAGCAGCCCAGCCUUCCGCUGGCCUAGUCCCAGCCGCAGUGCACCGUCUCUGACCACAGACGCCAUCCUCACCUCAACACUCCACCCUAAGCCACAGUCUAGUCCCCCAAUUCCACCAAAGAGGAACACCCGCUCACCCAAACUUGGCACCUCCAGCCUGACGACGUCCAUGUCUUCCCCUGUUCCUCUUCCUGAACUCCCCAGACUGGGCGCCUCCAGCCUCACACAGUCCAUUUCGUCUCCGGUCCCUCUGCCUGAGCUCCCUAUGCUUUUCCUUGUCUCCGCGGCCCAAGGCCACUUCAAGGUCCACACGGAGCACCACGGGCUGUCAACUGAUCGCUGGCAAAAGCCAAACCAUCACAGUUCAGGCUGGAACUGCCGCAUCGAGGAGGAAGAGGAGGAAGACGAGAGGGAGCGGAAAGAGGAUGAGGCAAAGUCCGCUAAUCCAGGAACAACUUCCAGGGUGGCAGGUCUGGUCAAUGGUGCUGCUGUCUGGAAGGAGGCCAAGGACAACAAGGCCCCCAGCAGCCUCUCUCCAAUGACAGAGCCAGGCACGGCCCCCCCUACUGCCCGCAACAAUGGUGCCUGUCAGGGGGAAACUGAAGGCAUCAGGGCGAAGGAAGGAGGCAAGCAGAACGGCAUCAUGCCAGCCAAGCAACCACUGCACGGUGGCACAUCAGAGCUGCUGACUCCAGGAAAAGGAACUGGACCCAACCCACCUCCGCCCCCACCAAAGAAACUGCACAGAGUCUCCAGUAAAAUCAGUGGCAGCAACAUGGAGCUGGACCACUGCAGCCAGCAGGGUUCAGUAGAGAGCACCGCCUGGGGACUGGGCAUUAGCAGCCUGACCUCUGCCUCCACUGACAACCUGGCUGCUGAAGCGAAUUCUUGUGAUGCUUCACGGAGGUCUUGUUCCUCUCCAUUCGCCCGAAGUCCAAUGUCCUCAGCUCCAGGUUCCCCUCAGCCACCUUGUUUCAGCGGCUUGAGUAACACGCCGCCGCCGCUGCCGGAGAAAAAAACUGUCAAUCGUACCGUAUCGGCUCCUGACGGCACCAAUGGAAAACCCUUAGUCCGAGCCUACCCACGCCUCCCGUUCACCGGCUCUGAAUCCAACGUGUGUCGGUCGGCCGAGGUCAGCUCCCGCUCCAGUUUACCGUCCAGCCCCGUCGACCCCCGGCCAAUCUUCUCCUCCAAUGAGUCUCUUGAGCGUUGUCAUGUGCAGCUGGGCAGACCCUCCAGGUCCCGUACGCUGGACGAGGCACUGAAGACACACGGACGUCUUGGUGUCCACUGCAGAACCAGCAUCACCUGCUCCUCUUCCCCUCAGCUCAACAUGCCCUUCUCUGCCUCGGACGCCGGGUCGGCUCCAAAUAUGGGCUCCAGCCUGCAGCUGCAGACUCUCCUGAGCAACAUCGACAGCAGAGAGGGAGUGUACUCCAAACUGGGAGGCCUGUACGCAGAGUCUCUGCGACGCUUAGCUCUAAAAUGUGAGGAUCACUUCACCCGAUCCCAGAGGAAUCCACUGAGGUUUGAGGAGAGCAACUGGUCUUUGUUUAGACUCACAUCCAACAAGCCCAGCUGCAAUGCAGGAGAUGCUGUGUACUACUCCGCUGCCUGUGCCUCGGACCCGACCAACUCCUAUGCUGUGAAGAUCUGUAAGAAUCCAUCCAUGGAGGCCAAACAGAUCCAUCUCUACGGCCUGUCGGUACAACAGAGCAUGCCUCCGCACUUCAACAUCCAGCAGGACUGUGGACACUUCAUCGCCUGUGUGCCCCAGAGCAUGUUACCGCCCGACGAAGCGUCUCCUCGCAACCCGCCAGAUCCGUCCCUGCAGAAGCCUUCCGUGCCGGCACCGGGUCAACAGGUAGACAGAGAGCGAGUGGUGGUCAUCACCCCCGAAAUCCCUCAGCAGACGGCGGCUGACUUUGCCCGUGAGUGGGAGGCAUUCCAUAAAAGUCAGCCAGAGGUCUACGAGCGUCGGGUUUGCUUCCUCCUCCUGCAGCUGUGCAACGGCCUGGAGCACUUGAAGGAGCACGGGGUCACUCACCGCGACCUCUGCCUUGAAAACUUGCUGCUGGUGCCUCAUCAGUGCAGGCCACCGAGUUUUCUCCAGCAGACCCACAGUGAGAACAACAUGGCGGGUGCGAAUAAUCAGCGGAACCUUCCCAGGCUCUUAAUCAGCAACUUUGCCAAGGCCAAACGGCGCUCCUUCGAGGACAACGCUUCAACCGGUAUGGACCCACGCGUUAAACGCGAUCAUGCCAGGCUGGCCCCGGAGAUCGUCUCAGCAGCCCAGUACCGUAAAUUUGACGAGUUCCAGACAGGGAUCCUGAUCUACGAGCUCCUUCAUCAACCCAACCCCUUUGAAGUGAGUCCAGCACUUAGGGAGCAAGACUACCGCUGCGAGGAACUUCCCACCAUCCCCUCUGUCUCACUUUACUCCGCCGGCCUCCAGAAGCUGGCUCAGCUCUUGCUCCAGUCCGACCCGAUCAAAAGAAUUCACAUUCAGGAGGCCAAGCGCAUACUGCAGAGCCUGCUGUGGGGUCCCAGGAAGGACCUGAUGGAGCAGCAGCUGGAGAGACAAGGCCAGGGAGGGGGCUUCGCAGACGAGUCCCGGCACGAGGGCCUCCUGAACUGGCUGGAUGUGAAACGAGCCCUGCUGAUGAUGAAGUUCGCUGAGCGUUCGCUGGAGCCUGAGAGGAACGCAGAGCUGGAGGACUGGCUGUGCUGUCAGUACUUCUCCUCUGCUAACCCUCUGUCUCUCUGCCACACCGCCGAGCUGCUCUACUCGCUAAAGUAGCAGCUAACGUGGAGCCAAAGCCGUGUGAUGAUGUUUUUGAGAAAGAAAAACGUUACCGACAUUAGUACCAGCGGUGCUUAGACUAAUGUAUGGACACUGUGGAGGGGUCCACGUCGUGCGACCCGCUGGACGUAACUGUGAAAACUGCCCACCUGUUUGUGCUAAUGCUACACGCAUGUGAGCCAUGCAUCCAAUCAGCCGGUCCACUUUGAACAGACAACUUCCUGCCACAGACUGUCACCGCGAUGAAGAAACUACAUUAUUUGUUGUUUAUGCUGUUAUCUAAAGUCAGGCAGUAGCAUUCAGUACUCGGUAUGAGUCACUCACUCUGGAACAAACUGCCAUUAUGUCGUUUUGCUGUUAGCAGGCAAACUUGAAAAUUUAGGGUGACAUAAAAUUGGUUGAAUAAAAAAACAUCUACUUAAAAUAAAUUAAAAUGCUACUAAUAUUUAGCAUAAUUAUGUAAUAUCGGUAAGAAUCGUUAGCGAUUUUUCCUGUGAUGUUGAAAACCCGAUUUGUGUUUUCCACUUGAACCACUUUGUGUCAGUGACACACGAUAACCAAUCACAAGGACUCUCACAUCUCCAUCACAUUCUCGCCAAAGCUUCUUGUUGUCGUCUGUGUAUUUAUUAACUUUUAACAUUUUACAGUGAAGAACAGACCGAAGUUUAGAACUGUUCUCCGUCAGUCAGCUGAAAAAAAACCUGUCUCGUCCAUGUGUACAGUUACUUUGUUUUUAAUGUUGCCUAAGUGUAAUGACAUGACUAAAACCUUUCACCGUUCCUCUGUAUACUGGUUUAUUAGCGGGAACGGCCCUCUGUACGUGUGCGUUACCUUACGUGGACAUGCGUAUAUUUGAACCCAUAAUAAUCCAUACGCAACAUGGCGACGUUAUUUUCAAUUAAGACAGCCUUUACCGACAGAGUCAACGACGGGCGUGUCCUCAUCCUUACAUGAACCGUAUGUUUUAAACCAUCUGUCACAGUGCCUUUUAUUUCCUUUUUCUGUGUGUUUUACAGUAAUUAGAGGGGGAAAAAAACAUAAAUGUAAAUACUACUGAUCACUGUCCUUGGUGAAACUGGCCUUUCACGGACUGCUCUAGAAACAACUCUGUACAGUUCUUUGUAGAUGAUAUGAGAAGAAAAAAAUGAGCCCAAGCAGGUCUUAGAAAGCCAUUACGUGGAGCAGUACCUUAAAAUCUAUUUAUGAUUUCAUUUGUUAUCCUGUAGCCGUCACUGGAAUUUGUUGCUUUUUGUUUUUUUUUUUUGUGUUUUUUUAGUUGUGUUUAGUGGGCUGUUUUUGUCCCACUGUGUGCCAUGUAGGCUGCAUUCUACCGUCAACAAAUGCUUUUCUUUGUCCAGAAUGUCCAGCGCGACAAGAAACCAAUCACCUGCAUGCAGGUCUGUGUACGUGACUGAAAAAGAAACCCACGAAGAAUUUGUCAUUGAUUCGCUUUGUUUUGUUUUUUUUGUGUGCGUAUCACUUAUUGGCAUCUCUCAAUAAACUGCAUUUAUUUUCUCACAGUA
Cynoglossus semilaevis (tongue sole) is the source of this 6044-nucleotide messenger RNA. RefSeq names its product PEAK1 related, kinase-activating pseudokinase 1 (gene prag1). The record is from RefSeq and is a predicted model, not a curated record. Gene Ontology annotation, molecular function: protein kinase activity; ATP binding. The transcript is spliced from 6 exons. Gene Ontology annotation, biological process: protein phosphorylation. The coding region runs from base 460 to 4518 and encodes 1352 amino acids. NCBI's taxonomy places the organism in Eukaryota, Metazoa, Chordata, Actinopteri, Pleuronectiformes, Cynoglossidae.